UGACGGAGCGGGUAGUAGCUGCAAGCUAGCGGGUAGUCUUCAUCAACACGAAGUCGGAGAGGAGUCCUAAUACUGGUAAAACUAAUUACUCAACAAAUUCUAACGCUCUUCAGUGCUUCAUGUGCUUUACCUUCCGAUCUGAGCAAAUCCCAGCAAAGAUAACACCCGUCUUAGCUGUACACUCUCCUUCCUACAAACCCAACCCACUACUCUUCUCAACCCAGAUCUUCAAACCCCCCACCCCACCAAUCAAACUCGUACAAUCCCCCUGAAUUUGUGAAAAUUUUCAACUUUUUCCUAAUUUAAGUUAAGAUCCACUUAAAUACCCAGGUACCCACCAGAAAAAGUUCAAAUUUGGCUUUGGAGUUGUUGCUGUGGAAUUGAUUUUAGAAAUGAGAUUGUGAUAAGGGCUAGGGUUUUUGGUUGUUUGGACGAAAUGGCAGCAGAAGGGGUGUCUGCUGCUGCUGAUGCGGCUUCGCGCAGCUGGACAGACUCGUACAAGGGCAUGUCCUCUGAUAAUAUUAAAGGGCUAGUUCUUGCAUUGUCUUCCAGUCUCUUUAUUGGAGCUAGCUUCAUCGUUAAGAAAAAGGGUUUAAAGAAAGCGGGGGCUUCCGGCAUCAGGGCGGGAGUUGGAGGAUAUUCGUACCUAUAUGAACCACUUUGGUGGGUGGGCAUGAUAACAAUGAUUGUAGGAGAGAUUGCUAAUUUUGCAGCUUAUGCAUUUGCACCUGCUAUUUUAGUGACUCCCCUUGGUGCACUUAGUAUUAUUAUCAGUGCUGUGCUUGCGCACAUAAUUUUACGAGAGAAGCUACAUACUUUUGGAAUUCUUGGUUGUGCCUUGUGCGUUGUGGGUUCCACAACAAUUGUACUCCAUGCUCCUCAGGAACGUGCAAUUGAAUCUGUUGCAGAAGUAUGGCAGCUAGCUACUGAACCAGCCUUUCUCUUCUAUGCAGCUGUGGUUAUAAUAGCUGUCCUGAUCCUUAUAUUUCAUUAUAUCCCUGAAUAUGGACAGACUCACAUACUGUUUUAUAUCGGAGUGUGUUCGCUAGUUGGAUCUUUAUCGGUCAUGAGUGUCAAAGCACUCGGAAUUGCUCUGAAGCUAACGCUAUCAGGAAUGAAUCAACUUGUAUAUCCACAGACGUGGUUCUUUACUUUGGUGGUGAUGGUUUGUGUCAUUACCCAAAUGAACUAUUUGAAUAAGGCACUUGACACAUUCAACACGGCUGUUGUUUCGCCUAUCUAUUACGUUAUGUUUACAUCCUUUACUAUAUUGGCUAGCGUGAUCAUGUUCAAGGAUUGGGAUAGGCAGAAUCCAACGCAAAUAGUGACAGAGAUGUGUGGAUUUGUUACAAUUCUUUCUGGGACCUUUCUUCUUCAUAAAACAAAAGACAUGGCGGACAGUUCUACACCUACAUCGUUGCGGCUUUCCAAGCACACUGAUGAGGAGGAUGGUUUUGGCCAAGAAGGCAUCCCUCUGAGGCGGCAGGAUUCACUCAGAACAUAAUUAUUUUUUGGGAUUUUUCCUUUUAUAAUUUUCAGCCGUCAUUCUUCAGAGUCCUGCUUCUUCGGAGAAGAGACCACACCAAUGUGAAAUUGUAUUUUGGCAGAGCCUCCAAAUGUGAUCUUUUGUACACAAUCGGAAGGAAAGGAAGAGUUUUUGCCCCCCCACCUGUUGUAUCUCUCCCUCUCCUUCACUCAUACUUUACUGUUGUUGGCUCUUUUUUUCUUUUUUCCACAAAACAACACCAAAAAGAAAAGGGAAGAUAGAUAGAAAAAAAAGAAGGCCGACUAGAUAGUUGCCUCUUAAAAUUGUGGCACUCACUUGGAAGACUGGAUGGUAAUGUAAUCUUUGAGUAGAUUGUCCAUACAAAUCAAAAUGGUUCCUC
Molecule: messenger RNA, 1886 nt
Organism: Coffea arabica (coffee)
Lineage: Eukaryota; Viridiplantae; Streptophyta; Magnoliopsida; Gentianales; Rubiaceae
Product: probable magnesium transporter NIPA4
Biological process (GO): magnesium ion transport
Cellular component (GO): membrane
Molecular function (GO): magnesium ion transmembrane transporter activity
Source: RefSeq, a predicted model, not a curated record